Otolemur garnettii (small-eared galago) is the source of this 2101-nucleotide messenger RNA. It is a transcript of the gene XRCC1, whose product is annotated as X-ray repair cross complementing 1. Bases 115 to 2016 code for a protein of 633 amino acids. Gene Ontology annotation, cellular component: nucleus. The transcript is spliced from 17 exons. NCBI's taxonomy places the organism in Eukaryota, Metazoa, Chordata, Mammalia, Primates, Galagidae. Gene Ontology annotation, biological process: base-excision repair; single strand break repair; double-strand break repair via nonhomologous end joining. Gene Ontology annotation, molecular function: damaged DNA binding. The record is from RefSeq and is a predicted model, not a curated record.
GCCCCGCGCGCUUGCGCACUGAAGCCCGCGCAGGGCGCCCCUUCUCUCUGCCCCCCCGCCCCAAAUCCAGACCCUUCCUCUUCCUUUGGGCUAGAAGAAGCCCACCACUUUGACAUGCCCGAGAUCCGCCUUCGCCACGUCGUGUCCUGUAGCAGCCAGGACUCGACUCACUGUGCAGAAAACCUUCUCAAGGCAGACACUUACCGAAAAUGGCGGGCGGCCAAGGCAGGCGAGAAGACCAUCUCUGUGGUCCUACAGCUGGAGAAGGAAGAGCAGAUACACAGUGUGGAUAUUGGAAAUGAUGGCUCAGCUUUCGUGGAGGUGCUGGUGGGCAGCUCAGCUGGGGGUGCUGGAGAGCAAGACUAUGAGGUCCUUCUGGUCACCUCAUCUUUCAUGUCCCCUUCUGAGAGCCGCAGUGGCUCCAACCCCAACCGUGUCCGUAUGUUUGGUCCUGACAAGUUGGUUCGGGCAGCAGCUGAGAAGCGCUGGGACCGUGUCAAAAUUGUUUGCAGUCAGCCCUACAGCAAGGACUCGCCCUAUGGCCUGAGUUUUGUACGGUUUCACAGCCCCCCAGACAAAGAUGAGGCAGAGACCCCAUCCCAGAAAGUGACAGUGACCAAGCUUGGCCAAUUCCGUGUAAAGGAAGAGGACGAGAGCACCAACUCCCUAAGACCAGGGUCUCUCUUCUUCAGCCGGAUCAACAAGACAUCUCCAGCCACAGCCAGUGACCCAGCAGGACCUAGCUAUGCAGCUGUGACACUCCAAGCAUCUAGUGCCAUCUCCUCAACCUCUCCAGUUUCCAGGGCUGUGAGCAGCACCUCUAAACCUCAGGAGUCUCCCAAAGGGAAGAGGAAGCUGGAUUUGGGCCAAGAAGAAAGGAAGAUCCCCAAUAGACCGUCGGCCCCACUCUUACCACCUGCCAUCAAGAGACCCAAAUUGCCACUUCCCACCCGUACUCCAGCCACAGCCCCAGUCUCUGCCCCAGCACAGGGGACAAUGCUAGGGAAACCCCAGGAAGAAGGCACCGAACCUAGAGGACACCGAGCUGGCUCGCAAGAGCUGGGGAAGAUCCUUCAGGGUGUGGUGGUGGUGCUGAGUGGCUUCCAGAACCCCUUCCGUUCAGAGCUCCGGGACAAGGCUCUAGAGCUGGGGGCCAAGUAUCGGCCAGACUGGACCCCGGACAGCACGCACCUCAUCUGUGCCUUUGCCAAUACCCCCAAGUACAGCCAGGUCCUGGGCCUCGGAGGCCGCAUUGUGCGUAAGGAGUGGGUCCUGGACUGUCACCGGAUGCGGCGGCGGCUACCCUCCAGGAGGUACCUCAUGGCAGGGCUGGGCUCAAGCAGCGAGGAUGAGGGGGGCUCUCACAGCAGCAGCAGCGGGGAUGAAGCCCCCAAGUUUCCCCGAAAGCGCCCCCAGGCCAAAACCAAGCCUCCUCAGACAACUAGACCCAGGUCACCCCAGAAACCUCCGAGCCCCAAAGAGACCAAGGCAGCCUCACCCAGACCCCAGGAAGAGACUGACACUGAGGGGGAGCAGUCAGAAGGACAGAACAAUGGAGCAGAAGAUUCUGAGGACACUGAGGAUGAGCUGAGGAGGGUAGCCGAACGGAGGGAACAGAGGCAGCCCCCUGGCGAAGCAGAGAACGGUGAGGACCCGUAUGCAGGCUCCACAGAUGAGAACACAGAUAAUGAGGAUCACCCCUCAUCUCCUGACUUGCCAGUUCCUGAGCUCCCAGACUUCUUCCAGGGCAAGCACUUUUUCCUGUAUGGGGAGUUCCCUGGGGAUGAGCGGCGGAAGCUCAUCCGAUAUGUCACAGCCUUCAAUGGGGAGCUUGAGGACUAUAUGAGCGACCGGGUCCAGUUUGUGAUCACAGCACAGGAGUGGGAUCCCAGCUUUGAGGAGGCCCUGAUGGAAAACCCCUCCCUGGCAUUCGUCCGUCCCCGAUGGAUCUACAGUUGCAACGAGAAGCAGAAGUUACUUCCCCACCAGCUCUAUGGGGUGGUGCCCCAGGCUUGAAGUAUGUGCUUGUGUGCGUGUGUACACACAUACGCAUAUAUUCAAACACAUACAGAUGAGUUUAAUAAAGAUGAUUUAGUGUGCA